Messenger RNA from Sporisorium graminicola, 2376 nucleotides. RefSeq lists its product as uncharacterized. Gene Ontology annotation, biological process: nuclear pore organization; regulation of DNA-templated transcription; NLS-bearing protein import into nucleus. Gene Ontology annotation, molecular function: structural constituent of nuclear pore; phospholipid binding; single-stranded DNA binding. Lineage: Eukaryota; Fungi; Basidiomycota; Ustilaginomycetes; Ustilaginales; Ustilaginaceae. Gene Ontology annotation, cellular component: nuclear pore central transport channel; nuclear pore nuclear basket; nuclear membrane. The transcript has a single exon. Bases 1 to 2376 code for a protein of 791 amino acids. The record is from RefSeq and is a predicted model, not a curated record.
AUGUUCUCAUUUUCAAAUCCAGCUGCAACCCCGCAGCAGUCUGGUGCUCAACCACAACCGCAUCAGCAGCAGCCUCAAUCUUCCACACCCUUUGGCGGCAACACGGGAGGAUUCAACAACAACCCCUCCUUUUCAACACCGGGCGGAUUCUCUUUUGGCAACAAUGCGCAGCAGCAGACACAACAGCAACAGCCGCAGCAGCUGCAGCAGCAACAAGGAACACCCCAGUCUACCGGCCUUUUUGCUCACAAGCCGCUGUUCGGAACGCCCGGGUCACAGCAGCAACAGCAAAACACAGGAUCGCUCUUCAGCAACAAUGCUACCUCGACUCCCAAUGCGGCUCAUACGGGCCAGCAGCAACAUGCGAACCCAUUCGGAACCCCACAAAACAAUAACUUGUUUGGAGCAGCACAGCAGCAGCAGCAACAACCCCAGCAGUCCACCAACUCUUUUGGUCAAGGCGCGUUCGGCUCGUCCUCCCCUGCUCCCUUUUCGAACCAGCAGCAGCAGCAGCAUCAGCAGCAACAACAACAACAACAUCAACAACAGCCGCAGCAAAAUCAGUCUUUCGGUAGCCCCUUCCACCAACAGAAUACACAGCAACACCACAACACGAUGCAGCACGCUGGCACCCCUCAAUCCUCCCAACAUCAACAGCAGCAACAUCAACAUCAACAGCAAGCCAUCGACCAACAGAGGUUCAUUCUCGAGCAGCAAAGUCAAAACAUGAGCUACAUCCCAGGCUAUCUCAGCCGCACAAAAGUUGUCAAACCAUACAAGCUUCCUGCACGUCAAGCCGAGCCAUUGUCCCCAGAAGCCACACAGGACGCCGAUACGAGCAUUGCAUUUGGCACUCCCGCUUCCAAGUCCGGCAAAGAGGAGAGCACGCCGUCUUCCAAGGGUCAGCCCUCCCCCGUCGGCCGAUUCAGCUCGAGCUUCUUCAACGAGAGGCGAGAUGACGCAUCUUUCAGCCGUGCUGGUUCCGUCGGGCCGGGUACACCAUGGCGAGGUGGAAAGGAGAGCAUCUUUGGUGCUGGUGGCUUGCGUGGUGGACGGCAAUCCGCAACGCCCGCCCCGACCUCUUCGACCGCUACUGGUGCGUCCACUUCACCUGCUCGCAGGACUUCCAUGGACUCUCCGGCUCGCAGCAGCCGCUCCAUCUCGACGCCUCCCGCAGCAUCCGCUCCCUUCGGUGUCACACAGGGCGCCAUGGACCAAGACGAUGACGAUGAUGCGCCACCUCAGGAGCGACUCGAGGACGAGGCUUCCGCUGCUGUCCAGUCGUCGUUCUUAGGCACCUCGUCCGGCACAUCUUACACCAACAACCUCCGUUCUUCUGCCAACGGUGCAGACUCGGCAUCGGCACAGUCCCUUCUUCCUGGUCGCUCCGCUCUUUCGACUGCAUCCAGUCAUGCACUCCAAAGGACAUCUCCUGGACUCGGUGCAGCCUCGGUGAACGACGCAUCUUCUUCCUCUGCUCGUGGCGAUGCAUCAGCAGAGAAGAACACAGCGCUCGGCUCGGCGCAGCGCACAGUGCUCGUGUACGGAUACCCCACGUGGAUGGAGAAAGCGGUGCUCGAGCUCUUUGCCGGCGUCGGCGGUGUUGAACUGAUCGAAGCUAUCGACUUGACCGGCAGUGGUUCAGCACAGGAGCAGGCUACAGCGCAGCCUUCGUCUCCCCCGCUCUCGUGCUGCACCCGUAUCCGGUACGCCGAGUCGUUCCAGGCGCUCCAUGCGCUGCGCCGCAAUGGCGAGGUCGUCGCUGGAGCCUGCAUGGUUGGUGUUCGCUGGGAGGACGAUAACUUCCACCAAGUCGCCCUGACUAAUGGUGUGGAUGCUGUGUUCCGCAUGGACGUGUUCCCCUCGAGCCGCACCGCAGAGACGUACAAGGCGUCGUCCAAGUCGAUCGCUGUGCCUUCGAUCGAUGCUGCCGGCGGUGGUGCGUCGGCGCUCCCCACCGCUAGAUCCAACGCAGCCAGCUCGUCCAGCAGCUUUGCGAGCAAUGGCCCCAACAACCGACACUCGAUCGCCUUCGGUCAAGGUGUUAGUGCCCACUCUGGCCGCAACGACACAGCUGCUUCGACGGGCUCGGGCGCAGCAUCGGGUGGCAACCACACGUCGUACCCUGCCUUUGGUCGCCCUCUGUCCGUGAUCAACGACCCGUCGAUUGCGUUCAAGCAGUCGGCCUCGACGAGCAACUUGAGCGGACUUACAGGCUCGCCGUUCAAAGCCGCCUCGUCGCUUUUUGGUUCGGGUGCCGCGGCGACGUCUAAGCCUGCGACUCCCGCGGCGAGCGGCAACACAGCCAACGCCAAGCCUGCUAACGCCAGUACAAGUAUGCUCGGCAGGAUCACGGACGGCAUCUUUGGCUGGUAG